This is a messenger RNA of Gongylonema pulchrum, 293 nucleotides long. NCBI's taxonomy places the organism in Eukaryota, Metazoa, Nematoda, Chromadorea, Rhabditida, Gongylonematidae. The record is from the annotation of a GenBank genome assembly.
AGUCUAGAUUUUGUCACAGGAGAGUGCAUUUAGGGCGCGAAACGAUAGUGCGUGUAACAGGUGGUAUGAAGGUAAAAGCCGAUCGUGAUGAAGCUUCCCCAUACGCUGCUAUGCUAGCGGCUCAAGAUGUUGCUGAACGCUGUAAGGCGGUGAGUUUUUGUUUAUUUUGCAAUCUACUGUCUUCUCAUCACAUUUUGUCAAUUAAUGCGCUGCAUAUCAAACUGCGUGCAACAGGAGGGACGAAAACAAAAACUCCGGGACCGGGAGCGCAGUCGGCACUUCGAGCAUUGGCU